GGUGUAGACACAUAAGGUGCUCCAGUCAAGCACUAUAUACUCGUUGCGACAGCCUGCUAUCUUCAUCAUUUCAGUAGCGGAACAGCCCAUAAAAUAAACAGUCUGUCUGGAUUUUUUGUUUCAUCAUUAAUAUAUCAUAAAAUGUUACGAAUUAAAUUCGUCUUACUGAUUUUUACUAUACAGACACAAUGGGCUCAUGGUCAGAACAAUCAUCUUCCCACUCGACUCAUUCCUCCUCCAUCGAACUUGAAUAUUGUUAAUAUCAGAAGAACUCAUUAUCCAAUAUCGCAAUCAGCACUUCAUCUCCAGUCCGGCGCCAGUAUGCUGGCGAAGUUACAUACAAGCAACGCUCGUGGUCCAGCAAGUUUGUCGACAAGAUUUAACACGCCUGCUGAGCAAUUGAAACAUCUUAUGAACACUAACUUUCAUCAAAAUAUGUUAUCAUUUAACCGAGGAUUUUCACUCCCUCCUAUGAAUUGGCAAAACAACAAUCAAUUUUCAGUAGGUAAAUAUCACACGACUUCUUCAUUUGUACCUUCUGCGCGGCACAUCACGAUGAGCCCUAAGUUCAAUGCUGAGCUGUCAAACGAGAAGUUAAAAUCAAUAAGGUUCCUUGACAAUACUUUGGAUACAAGGAAUUCGGCAACAGUUACUCCAGUAACUAAGCCUAGUUUACCGUCGGACAAAAAAAUUGGUAAGUCCACUUUUCCUGAACCACAAAUUGUGUGGGGUGAUUCGCACAGGCCUAAAUUAUUGACUCAAUACGGAAAAGAACUUGCCGCACAAAAUUUAUUGUACCCCCCACUGAAAGAUAUUUCAUUUCAAAAGGAUGGAAUUUAUGAUAAUGGUUCUUGGAAACCCCUGCAUCAACCAAUCGCCUCGCAAAUUGAAAUGGACAAGGAAAAUUUGCCGUCUUUCGAUAAAAUUUCAAAUUUAUUUGCUUCAUGGACAGCUCCAUUGCCACUUACCACUCAAAAUCCCAUUCAAAAUUUGUACGUCAAAACAACCCCAAAGCCCCAACAUUUUCUUUCGCCUUCGUUGAUCUUCAGAAGUGAUAUAGGCAAGAGGCAAGUUUCCGCACGCGCACAAGAAUUGGCUCCAUUCUUCGUUCGAUUUUCUACGACUCCUCCUGCAAAGUUGGAAUCUUCGGAGUUUGUGAUUCACUUGAACUCUACGGACCGAGUACAGAAACUUAUGAAUUUUUUAAGCAAAUACCUGCAAAGUCCCUCGCAUCAGUUGAACAAAGAAUUGCACGAAAUAUCUGCACUUGGAAGCAGUGAAUUUGCUCCGUGGUCAGACGACUUCUAUUUGACCACUUCAAAUCCUCCAAAUAAAAUCCCAACGAGCUAUCAGACAAAGUUCCGUAACGGGUUUUUGGAUUUGCUUUAUCUCAACAACCAAACGGAUCAUCGCGACCUGGCUAAUAUCGAUGAAGAUGAUUUUAAAAACUUCUCAGGAACGACGAAACUGUUCGACAACUUAGUGGAAGUAAUUUCUUCUGAAGUUGUAGAGCCAUUACAAAACCCUCAAAACUCCAUUCGUGUUACACCGCAACCUGUAAAAAUUGACGUUUUUCAAGAUUUUGAUUCAUAUGACACCGCUUCCUUUGAAGGAGACUUGAUUUAUUCACCGUCAAUUUCAACGCUCCUAGGCAUCUCUACUGUGUCUAAUGUGACUAUCGAAUCAAAUUUUUCUGUCAUCAGCAAUGAAAACGAAAUUGGUCUCACAACACACGAUGAUGAGUUCGACUUGAACGCAGUUAAAAUCUCCGCAAAAACAUCAGAAUGUCCUAAACUCUACGGGAAAGUUGACUUGCUGUGUGAAAUUAAUUCGAACGAGACACAGAACUUGACCUGGAAGAAGCGCAUGUACUCGGACGAUGGAGAAGAAUCCGAGCAAAUGCUGUCGCACGGCAGCAAGAUGAUGUUGUCUGACCCGCGCAUAUCAUUGCUACGUGUCCCUCCUCCCAACACUUACGCUCUGCGCAUCACUGCAUUCAGAAGCCGCGACGCUGGCACCUACGAAUGUCAGCUACGGUCACCAGAGGGCCACCCCAUCGCUUCGUCUCAAGUCUUGGUCAUCAUGUGCUUUUAAUCAUGCUUGAACUAACACUAUUCGUGCAACCAUGCUUUUAAUUUUAACAAUUAUAAUAGACUCGUAGUUCAGCUCGCAUUGCCCAGGAUUGUUAAUUAUGGCAAUUUUGGAAUCCUAUUUUCGCGUAGUUACCGUAAUCUUCAACUCCACUAGUGCAGAUAUCCGUAUUCUGUUGUUAAUUUAAAUUAAUUAAUUAAUUAACCCUUUCACGGGCAAGUUACCAAAUAUGGUCACUUGAAAUCGUGUUACAAAGAGUCUCACCAUGGCUUCUGCUCUAGGUUUGAGGCUUCCUUAUCUUAAUCAUCAGUCAAUCACUAAUUAUCUGAUCAUCGUUCCAUGCAUAGCAUUACCACCUAUCACCUACCAUCCUCAAAAAUUAAAGUUUCAGCUUGGAUGACAAUAUUGACGCUCUUUCUGCAUUUUUUAAAUGACGGAUGUAUAA
Messenger RNA from Hyalella azteca, 2536 nucleotides. RefSeq lists its product as uncharacterized. The transcript is spliced from 2 exons. NCBI's taxonomy places the organism in Eukaryota, Metazoa, Arthropoda, Malacostraca, Amphipoda, Hyalellidae. The record is from RefSeq and is a predicted model, not a curated record. Bases 142 to 2094 code for a protein of 650 amino acids.